Cajanus cajan (pigeon pea) is the source of this 1443-nucleotide messenger RNA. The record is from RefSeq and is a predicted model, not a curated record. NCBI's taxonomy places the organism in Eukaryota, Viridiplantae, Streptophyta, Magnoliopsida, Fabales, Fabaceae.
AUGACUAGAACCAACGAACAAAUAGCCCGUGCCAUAGAGAUGAUGGCUAUGGCUAUGCAGCAACCAAAGGCAGCUGACCGCUGGAUAUGUGAGUUGGAGAAGAUUUUUGCCGUUCUGGGAUGUUCUCCAGAGAAGAGGUUGGCAUAUGCUGUGUAUAUGCUUGUGGGAGAGGCCGAACAUUGGUGGAGGGGCACUUAUCAGAUGCUUGUGGCGAGAGGAGUUACAGUUGACUGGGAGUGCUUUAGGACAGUGUUCAUGGAAAAGUAUUUCCUGGAGAGCGUGAGGCACGCCAAGGAGGCGGAGUUCAUGUGGUUACACCAGGGAGGGCUAUCUGUAUCAGAGUAUGCGAUGAGAUUCGAGCAUUUGGCUCGUUUUUAUUCACAGGCUAUUUCUGAGGCCUGGAAGUGCAGAAAGUUUGCUGAGGGUCUGAAGUAUGAGUUAAAGAAGGUGGUGGUGCCUAUGGCCAUCACCGAGUUUCCUGCAUUAGUAGAGAAGGCGAAGAUUGUGGAGAGGUUGGAAGGGGGUAACCGUGUGAUCAGAGCUACUAAGGGACCAGCUGGGUCCAAGAGGGGAGGUGGAAGUCAGAGGAAGCCGUAUGAUAGGCCCCAACCACAACAAGGGGGUCCUGUCAUCAGGCAGCCUGCUGAGACUACCAGAGGAGGAGGACAGGGUGGAGGUGUUGUCCUUAGGUGUUAUAGGAGUAGACUAGAGAGGAGUACUCAGAGGAGUGAUGCACAGAGAGCUGAUACUCAGAGGAGUAGUGUGCAGAGGGUUGAGACUCAGAGGGGUGACAGACCCACUACAGCUGGUAGGGUAUUUGCUUUGACAGGUACUGAGGCUUCAACUUCUUCUGACCUAGUGAAGGGGAAGGGCAAGGCUGCUGGUAAGGAUGUGAUGCUUUUGUUUGACUCUAGGGCUUCCCAUUCAUUUAUUUUCUAUGCUUGUGUUGCUAUGCUGGGUGUGCCUGUGUGUGACUUGGGGUUGAGACUGUUAGAGUCAACACCCGCUUCUGCUUCAGUAGUUGCUUCUGAGCUGUGUGCUAACUGCCCUAUUGUUGUGAAUGGGAAGAAGCAGUUGAUCUUUCCACAGGAAGAUGAUGAGUUGUUGAUUUCAGCUGGUCAAGCCAAAUCAAUGCUGAUGGAUGGAGCGGAGUGCUGCCUUCUGCUUGCUAUGAUGAGUGUGGAGACUGAGAGGGUCAUUUCUGAGAUAGAUGUGGUGAGAGCCUUUGCUGAGGUGUUUCCUGAUGAGUUGCCUGGGAUGGCUCCUACCGAGCUGGUUGAGUUGAAAGGUCAGCUGGAAGACCUAUUGGAGAAGCAGUUGGUGCGGCAGAGUUUCGCUGUGGGGUGCUCCAUCCAGACUUUGAUCAUAGUUUUCGAAAGUAUGAGGUUUGCUGCUGAUCUCGCGCUGAGCGCAGUUCUUCGCGCCGGGCGCGUGGCCACCUGA